AUGGCAGAAUCACUAGAUGAGUUUAAUACUUGGAAAGUUUCCUCACUUAAAGAAUUUCUUAGUCUUCGUGGACUUUCAGGUGAAGGUACCAAAGCCGAACUUGUUGCUCUGACAUAUGCGGCGAGUCGAUUGUCAUUACCUUGUGUGCCAUCCCAAUCAGAAGUAUUAAGGCUUAAUAAAGAAGAUUAUGAUAAAAUUCUCUCUACACAAGACAUUCCCGACCCAUUGGCUUUGUCAGAAAAGUGGUGUGACGAGAAAGAGGGUAUAGCACACUGGCCACCUACCUUUUUAUCAGACAUUAUUUCUUAUAUAAAUACUGUGAACCCCACCAUCGGAAUAGUUAACAAAUACCUCAGUGAAUAUAAGGUUGGCAAAGCCUAUGAGUACUUCAAAAGUGACUGGUUGAAGGAGGUAUUUUACCACAACAUUAAGAGAGACCAUCCAUCCUGUUUACUCAGAGCUAAAUGUACCCCAUCACAAAGACUAUCUGAUACAGACCAUGAUGUAUGGGCCUGCAUUGAUAAAGAAUCUGGAGAUGUCAAAGCUGCUUACUGUACUUGCACGGCUGGACUUGGUCAGACAUGUAAUCAUGUAGCAGGAUUGCUCUUCAGGAUUGAAUCAGCAAACAGACUUGGCUUAACAAGUUGCACUUCCUCAAAAAGCAAAUGGACCGUUCCAAAUGAAAAGAGUGAACUACACCAUAAGCCACUGGUUGAAAUAGAUAUUGUGAAGUCAAGAAGUAGAAGUAGAUUUCAUGAACACAGCAGACCACUUGUUAAUACAAGCAAGAGGAAUUACAGACCAGUUGCAGAGAUACCAGAUAUUGAUCAGCUUAUCCAAAACCUGAAAGCAGUUACACCAAAUUCUUGUAUGUUUAAAGGUUUUCCUGAUGAAAAAGCAGAACAACCAGCAGCUGUGACUAUGGAUACAUCACAUGCAGAAAAUGUGUCUGAAGUUUCUCUGGAACCGCCUCUUAUUUUUGAUGUCUCAAAACAUUUUUUACCUACCAUUGUGCACCACUUCAAGGCAACAAAGGACAAUUUACAUUUGAAUUUCAUGGAUUUUAUUCCAGAACUUACUGAUGAAGAACAGUUAUCUAUCAACUUUUCAACUUUAGGUCAAUUUCAAAAUCCUGAAUGGGUACAGAUAAGGGAAGGCAGGAUAACAGCCUCAAAUUUUUAUGCUGUGUACACCAGAGUAAACUCUGUAUUAAAAAAACCUGGAGAGAAUGUUGAUAAUUUACUUGGUAUGUUGUGUGGUUAUUCUAAACCCAAUGCAAAUAUAAAGUCACUGAAAUAUGGCCGUGAAAUGGAACCUGAGGCAAAGAAAAUUUAUUAUCAACAAUAUAUUUGUAAUCAUCAAAAUGUUAUAUUGUCUGAUUGUGGCAUAUUUCUAAAUAAGCGUUGUUCAUACCUUGCUGCAUCCCCAGAUGCUCUUGUAACAUGUUCAUGUUGUGGUGAUGGUGUAUUGGAAGUGAAAUGUUUAUGCAUUGAAGAGUGUCAUACAUGUACUUCUAACAGGAAGUUGUAA
Mytilus trossulus (common blue mussel) is the source of this 1530-nucleotide messenger RNA. RefSeq lists its product as uncharacterized. The transcript is spliced from 5 exons. NCBI's taxonomy places the organism in Eukaryota, Metazoa, Mollusca, Bivalvia, Mytilida, Mytilidae. Gene Ontology annotation, molecular function: zinc ion binding. The coding region runs from base 1 to 1530 and encodes 509 amino acids. The record is from RefSeq and is a predicted model, not a curated record.